UGAGCGGCCUAACACAUGGAAGAUACAUGCUGAGACUUCUGAAAGAAUCCUCAGCUGCCAAGCGGGUCGUCUCCACGUCUGCACGUGCUGAACAGAGUGCCGCAGUACUCAACGUCGAUGGUUUAAGUUUGGAACAACAGUGCCCCUUACGUAGCACGAUGGACUCCCUGGAGAGUUUAAUCAAACCCUCUGAAACGAAAGACGCAGUACAACCACAAAGACAGGAAUAUGAGCCACAACCCUUUGAGGCAAUACCAGGACCCAAAGGCUUACCGUUCUUCGGAACGAUCUUUGACUACUUCAAGAAAGAUGGCCUCCGUUUUGAUAAAAUGUUUGAGGCCUACCGACAACGAUCUCUCGAAUUUGGACCUAUCUACAAGGAGAAAUUCGGACCAAUCACAAACGUGGUGAUCAGUGACCCGGAAGUAUACCAGAAGGUUAUCAGGUCAGAGGGCAAGACGCCAAUUCGUCGUGAGAUGGAGCCUAUGGCAUUCUACAGAACAAAGAAAGGCAUCGGUCUUGGUCUCGUCAACUCGCAAGGCGAGGAGUGGCACAGAUAUCGGAAAGUGGUCAGCAAGAAGAUGUUGAAACUGAAGGAGGUGACAGACUUCUGCAAGCCAAUGAACGAUGUCGGGGACGACUUCGUAGCAAGACUGAGAGACGUUAGCGACGCCACGUCCAAGGAGGUCCCCGAGCUUGAGAAGGAACUGUUCAAAUGGGCAAUGGAAUCAAUCGGCACCUUCCUGUUUGAGGAGCGCAUCGGGUGUCUCAGUAGUCAGCCCCAUCCCGAGGCCAAGUCCUUCAUCGACAACCUGCAGGGCUUGUUCAAGUUGAUGCAGCCCCUCAUGUACAAUCUUCCCAUAUACAAAGCCUUCCCUACCAAACUGUGGAAGCAGUACGAAUCAUACUCGGAUAACGUCUUAGAAUGCGGCAGAUACUUUGUAGAUAAGAAAGUGAAAGCUUUACAAAGCUCAAUGGCUGAUGAGAACGGUCAAGAGAAGGGCGCCUUCCUCACCUACCUCCUUUCCCAGCAAUCCCUGUCGCCGGAAGAGGCCGCGGAAACAGCAGUUGACCUCAUGAUGGGUGCCGUGGAAACGACGUCGAAUGCUACAGUAUGGUGCUUGUACAGCUUGGCCAAGAACCCCGAGGUGCAACAGAAGCUGUACUCAGAGAUCAACAAGGUGCUGCCCCAUAACGCUGAAAUAACACCCAAGACGCUCACACAGUUACCAUACGUCAAAGCCGUUCUCAAGGAGACGUUUAGAUUAUAUCCAAUCACAUUUGCCACAAGCCGAAUUGUGCCAAACAAAAUGGAAGUUGGAGGUUUCGAGAUCCCUGCUGGGACACAUGUGCAGGCCAAUCUUUUCGGGAUGUUUCGUAACCCAGAGCUCUACUCCGAACCAGAGAAAUUUCAACCCGAAAGAUGGUUGCGUGGCAACACAGACAACAACCAGAAAGCUCUAUCUAACCUAAUCUGGGGCCAUGGUGCUCGCAUGUGCAUUGGACGUAGAUUCGCCGAACAGGAGGUUCAUUUAGCCUUAACAAAGAUCAUCCAGAACUUCAAGCUAGAGUAUCACCACGAGGAUCUAGAACCUGUUCUCAACACUGUGAUGACCCCAGACCGACCCGCCAAGAUCAGCUUUGUCCCCAGGCAAUCAACAUAGACAAAGACGAAGCUAUACUGCUUUCAACUCAGUGACAUGUUUACUCAGCUGCUGCUGCCAGACGUUUCAAACUCCUAAUCACGCUCGUACAGCUUCCAUGUUCAUGGUUAAUACUUAGUUGGUUAUGAGUACAUUUGGUUUUGAGGUUAGUUUUUACUUUCAAUCUGACCGUCUGAUGAAGCCAAGUACUACAUGAUACCUUAAAGGGAGUAAUGCAGGUGCUUCGAUGUCGCUGUGCCUUGCUUUUUGUUGCAAUAAUGUGGUGCGGUAUCGUUGCACUGUGCUUAAAGUUGCAGCAUCAUACUUUGGUAUCGUUGUACUGUGC
Messenger RNA from Haliotis rubra (blacklip abalone), 1989 nucleotides. RefSeq names its product cytochrome P450 10-like. The transcript has 10 exons. Gene Ontology annotation, molecular function: monooxygenase activity; heme binding; oxidoreductase activity, acting on paired donors, with incorporation or reduction of molecular oxygen. Lineage: Eukaryota; Metazoa; Mollusca; Gastropoda; Lepetellida; Haliotidae. The record is from RefSeq and is a predicted model, not a curated record. The coding region runs from base 27 to 1664 and encodes 545 amino acids.